Molecule: messenger RNA, 4307 nt
Organism: Polistes canadensis
Lineage: Eukaryota; Metazoa; Arthropoda; Insecta; Hymenoptera; Vespidae
Gene: Pde8
Product: high affinity cAMP-specific and IBMX-insensitive 3',5'-cyclic phosphodiesterase 8A
Exons: 20
Coding region: 1217-3850 (877 amino acids)
Biological process (GO): positive regulation of ERK1 and ERK2 cascade; signal transduction
Molecular function (GO): 3',5'-cyclic-nucleotide phosphodiesterase activity
Source: RefSeq, a predicted model, not a curated record
AAGUUCCCAACGCGUCAUUGUUUAAAUUUAUUACGAUAUGUUGUCUUAUUUUAAACGUAAUUGCGAUCUGAUUUAUCGUCAUCGUAAGAAUAGUAGUAGUAAACUAGUAAGAUUAAUUUCACGAUGACGUUUAUUCCUAGUAUUGAUCGAUAGUAUUGGGAGUGUUGUGUUGUUAUUAAAUGUUAACAACGUUCCUUAUUCUUGAAAACAAUACUACAACGAGAGAAAAACGAUUAGGAAAAGGAAAAAAAUCAUUGCAAUAUGAUCAUGUGUGCGGGAUAUUGAUAAGUGAUACGACUAGUAAAUCGCGCGUUUUAUUGUGCUACGAAAGUGUGAGUUAUUAUUUUCUAUUUUUUUAACGAAGAUUAGACAAUUUAUUGGCGAGUGGUUUUAAGCAUUUACGAAUUAUUUGUUUCUUUAUUUUUUUCAUUACCUUCUUUCCUGUCUUUCUUCCUUUUUUUGUUUUUUAUAAUUACUACAAUUCCUCGCGUUGAAAUUGAUUUUUCUGCAUAGAUCAGAAUUUAUACGGAUUCUUUUCUUUCUGUUUUUUUCUGUUUUUUUUUUUGUUUUAUUCUUACCACAUAUUUGCGAAUGGAUCGUUGUUCAAACGCUGAUAAGACUGCAUACGUUUCGUCUCGAUAAGACACGUUCGAGUUUAUAUUCACUAUAGUUGCUUAUUGAAGUUCUAUAUUCGUUUGAGAAUAUAGAAUGGCUAAUAAUCUUUGAAAUUUUCAUUAGUCCUUAUUCUUUUUUUUUUCUUUCUUUUUUAUUUAAUCAUUAUCCAAAUAAAACUUUUACGUUUAAUUUUUUACUAUUACUUUUUAUUUAUCGUCUAUCAAAUAUUCUAACGAUUAGAGAUAAUUAAAAAAUAUAUUCAUUUUAAUUUAUUCCGACAUUGCAAACAAUUGUUUAUGAAAAACUAAUCAAUCGAUCGUUAUAUUAUUAUUAAACAUAAUUAAAAAUAAAUUAUUUUUAUUCGACAACUUCUUCGUCCCGUUCCCAUUUCCCUUCCCCCUUCCAUCGAUUUAUUUUUUCGUCAUUUCUUUGUCAAUUCUUAACCCUUACCACCAUCCCUUUACUCUCCCCCCCCCAUUUCGAUCUUGAAAAAUCAUUCGAUAUUAAUCGAAGGAAAUAAAAAUCGAUCGACAUAAGAAAAAAAAAAAAUAAGAAGACGCAAAAAGAUAGCCAAACUGGCGGAGAACUUGCCACCACGGAAAUGGGAUGCAAGUCCAGUGCACUCAAGUGCAUGGGCCUUAAAAGGAAUCCGGAAUCGCAUAAUCGGGCCAAGUUGGACGCGAAAUCCUCAACGAUCGAUACAGAUGCGCAAGAAUUUCCGAGAGAACAGGACAGCGGCCAUUUUACGUUGGAUUUAAAGGACUUUUUUUGCCCAGAGGACCCUUACGAGGAAUUACAACGCACAGAUAUGUACGAUAUCGUGGCGGAGAAGGAAACGUUAGAAGAAAUUCGUCGUUCCUUGGAAGAGGAUGCGGAUUAUCCAGUGAUAAAGGGACCGCAAGAUAUCAACUCUCAUCUUUUAACUUCGAGUGCACCUGGGCUUAUAAAAAUAUUAUUAGUUUUUAGUAAAGAUGAUCAACAAAUGGAAAUACUUGCUAAUAUUUCGGGUCGUUUGGGUUGGAGCGUGUCGGUGGCUAAAGAUACGGAAAAAGCCGUAGAAAUUUUUCAAACACGUGGUCACGAAUUAGUGAUAAUCGAUCACAGAGGACAACGUGCUGUCGAGGGUGAUGCGAUUUGUAGAGCAAUCAAAUCUAGUCCGGUUUAUCACAGUUCCGUCAUCGUUGCACUCGUUAAAAAAUCAUAUUUAAUGAACAGUGAAAAAGACGAAAUUGUGACCUUGGAUUUAUUAGAGAAAGGAUUUUCAAGAACACUUAUGGAGUGUUCGAACGAGGGUAUAUUGAUAAACGAAUUAGUAGGAAUUUAUACCAGUUCAGUAUUACCGAAAACCCAAUUAGCGUCGGCUCACGCAUUGUAUUUGGCACUUGACAGGUGUCACGAUAUGGUUCACAUAACAAACGAAAGAAACAUCGUACAGUUUGUUAACAAAGUGAGCGAAAAAUUAUUAGGAUAUAAAACGGAAGAAUUGACAGGAAGAAAUCUCGGUGAAAUAGUCCAUUACGAAAACUUUACUUUGAUGGAACAACAAUUAAGCAAGGGCAGAGAAUUUGAAGGGAACAUGAAUUGCAAGAGGAAAAAUAAUCAAAUGAUUACUAUCAAUUGCAGGAUAAUACCAUUUUGUAUUACACCAAAGAAGGCGACUCAUUUUAUAUACAUUUACGAUACGUUAUAUUUAUUGGAAAAUUCAGGACCCCUAAGUCCGAUAAACAAUUCAUCAUCAAUGCAAAGAAUGAGUUUACUUUCCGGUAGGAAAUCAUCCGACGUUAAAUCUGCCUUAAGCGAUGGGCAUAGACGAUCGAGUUUGCAAAAACUUCACAGUUUACAAUUGGAAGCACCAAUUACGAAAGUAAUCACGUUGCUUUCCUAUGCCAUUUCGGAAUCAACGAAUCCUGAAACAGUUGCACAAAUCGAUAAGGCAAUAGAAAUAUUAAAAACAACUGAAUUAUAUGUUCCACAUUUUCGAGAUGAUAAAGUUUACACCGAUCCGGUUGCAACCGAUCUUGUUGGUGCAUUACUUUCGUCUUCUCGUAAUCCUUGGGAUUCGAGAAGAUCAUCAGCUGAUUCUGCCAGAUUAUCAGCAGUCAGAGGUAUAAGCAUAAUAUCUGCAAGGACCCCAUUAAAGGCUUAUAGGGGACCUCAAGAAAUUAUGGAAUUAUUAGAAAACAGUCUCGAAUGGAACUUUGAUAUAUUUAAACUCGAGGUUUUGACGGAAAAACGGCCAUUACUAUAUCUCGGUAGAACCAUAAUGAACAUGUUCGAUGUACCAAGCAGAUUGGGUUGCGAUGAAAAUAUCAUACAAAACUGGUUGAGUAUAAUCGAGGCUAAUUAUAGAUCGGAUAACAGUUACCAUAAUUCAACUCAUGCGGCAGACGUAAUGCAAGCUACUGCAAGAUUUAUGCAGUCGGAAAGAUUGAAACAAAUUUUGGAACCGUUGGAUGAGGUUGCUGCUUUGAUAGCUGCUGCAGCCCAUGACAUCGAUCAUCCUGGUAGAUCAAGCCAAUUUUUAUCCAACUCUAACAACAAAUUGGCAAUACUUUACAAUGAUCUGUCAGUCCUCGAAUCGCAUCAUGCAGCGUUGACAUUUAAAAUAUCAUUAGCAGAUGACAAAGUUAAUAUUUUUAAGAAUUUAGAUCGUGAUACGUACAAGAAAUUAAGAACAGACAUAAUCGAUAUGAUAUUGGCAACAGAAAUGACGAAACAUUUCGAACAUUUGGCAAAAUUUAUGAACGUUUGUAGUUUAAGGGUUGAAGAAGAUCAACCAAUGAAGUAUUCUUCUGAUAGAGUUGACAAUGCAAUACUUUUACAACCGGAUAAUGUAAUACUCGUAAGAAGAAUGAUGAUCAAAUGUGCCGACGUGUCAAAUCCUACCAGACCAUUACGAGCUUGCGUAGAAUGGGCUAGAAGAAUAGCUGAAGAAUAUUUCAGUCAAACUGAUGAGGAGAAACAAUUAAAAAUUCCAAUAGUAAUGCCAAUGUUCGACAGGAUGAUAUGUUCUAUACCAAAAUCACAAAUUGGUUUCAUUGAUUUCAUCAUAAACGACAUGAUCGAAGCUUGGGACGCAUUCAUUGACAUGCCAGAAAUACUUGGUUACACGCAACACAAUUACGACAAAUGGAAAGAAUUUAACGAUCAAGGUGUAACAACGUUGCAGGAUAUCGAAAAGAUUCAAAUGCAAUCGGAAUACAGCAUACCAAGGUUACCUGAUGAACGACGAUGAAACGAUUAACGUUAUUUUAUAAUAAGUUUCUGAAUUUUCCGUCCCCGCUCAAUUUCUUACUGAAAAACGAGAAACGCUAAUGAAAAUGCGUUCAAAAGACUCCGACAAAUGUGUGUGCGUGUAUGCGUGUAUGUGUGUGUUUCUGUGUUUAACAAUUCAGUACGUUUUAUCGCAUAUUUAUAUGUCAUAGAUUUACUUUACAAAGUUUGUAUGUUUAAGCGAAUAUACGUCGUUAUAUAUAUAUAAGAUUAGCCAAAAAGAAAAAAAAAGAAAACGAAAAAAAAAAGAAACAAAUAAUAAUAUAUAUGACAAGAAGCAGUUUAGCUUGAUCGAGACAUAAAAAAUAAUCACAAGAACAAAGAAUUCUUUUUUCGAAACGUUUCGCGUUCGCAUUACAAACGACAACUGAACUUCGACGAGAUGGUAAAAAAAAAAAAAAAUCCAACCCUUUUGAAUU